Molecule: messenger RNA, 1185 nt
Organism: Beta vulgaris subsp. vulgaris (sugar beet)
Lineage: Eukaryota; Viridiplantae; Streptophyta; Magnoliopsida; Caryophyllales; Amaranthaceae
Product: bark storage protein B
Exons: 5
Coding region: 56-1102 (348 amino acids)
Biological process (GO): nucleoside metabolic process
Molecular function (GO): catalytic activity
Source: RefSeq, a predicted model, not a curated record
ACUUCUCUCCAAUCCUAUUACUUUGUUCACAUAUAUCUUAGCUUGUGAGAGAAAAAUGAGUUUUCUUAAAGCUAUCAUAUUUUUUCUCCUUGUGAUUUAUGCUCAACAUGGAGCACAAGGUGAAAUACCCAUGAGAACCAUGCAUCUCAUUAAUUUAGCAAACAAUAAAGGCCCUUAUAUUGGUGUUGUAAUACCCAACUUAUUUGAGCUCAACCCUCUUCUUCAAUCUCCUAGCUUCACUGCCAGCGACUUUACCAUUGAUUUUUCAGGCAGGAGAUUCCGGUUCGGAACCAUUGCGGGGAAGAAAGUGAUCUUGGUCAUGACAGGACUAGGCAUGGUAAAUGCAGGCAUAACUACGCAGCUGUUAUUGAGUUUAUUCAGAAUAGAAGGAGUUGUACAUUAUGGGAUAGCUGGUAAUGCUGAUCCUUCUCUCCAUAUUGGAGAUGUAGCAAUUCCUCAGUAUUGGGGCCAUCUUGGUCUUCUAAAUUGGCAGCGAGAUGGUCACGGACCAGAUGAUGAAUUAGCUCUUGAGGCAGCAGGAGAUUAUUCAAGAGAAUAUGGCAACUUAAGAUUUGCUGACUACACCAGUAAUAUCAGUGACAACAGUGCACCUGAUAAUAAUUUGAACAGAAUUUGGUAUCAAGCAGAAGAGGUUUUCCCAAUAGAUGGAACUCCUGAGCAAAGGCAACAUGUUUUUUGGGUUCCUGUUGAUCCUCAUUACUUCAAUCUUGCUAAGAAACUUCAGAGCUUGAAUUUGGAGGGAUGCGUGAAUGCAACAACAUGUUUAUCUACAACACCCAAGGUAGCCACUGUUCUAAGAGGUGCAAGUGCAAGCAUAUACGUAGACAAUGCAGCUUACAGAAACUUCAUUUAUGAACAAUUCAAGUUAAGUCCAGUUGAAAUGGAAAGUGCUGGAGUUGCACUCAUUUGCCACCAGCAGAGGGUUCCAUACAUCACCCUUCGCGCUCUCUCCGACUUAGCCGGUGGUGGUUCUGCACAAUCUAAUGAGGCUGAUACCUUCUUGCCUGUUGCUGCUACAAAUUCUGUUAUUGCUGUGGUGGAAUUCAUUAAGUUGUUGUCCGUAGCAAAGGCUGCAGUCUAACUAGAGAGUUGGUUGAUUGCAUGGUAGUAAAUUAAGGCUGUUGUUACUUGUUAGAUCUAUGGAAUAAAUUCGAGUUUGCUUAA